This is a messenger RNA of Jatropha curcas, 1749 nucleotides long. NCBI's taxonomy places the organism in Eukaryota, Viridiplantae, Streptophyta, Magnoliopsida, Malpighiales, Euphorbiaceae. The record is from RefSeq and is a predicted model, not a curated record.
AACAAUCCCAUUAAAUAUAUAUAUAUACACAUAAACACAAACAUCUUGUGCUCAACAAUAUUAACAAGAAGAAAAUGGAGAAACUAUUGCCAUUUGUGUUAUCUCUACUCUUAGCUACCUCCUUUCUUUCUAAUGCCUCACCAAAUCCAUACUUUCGACCUUCUGCUCGUAAUAUUAUCUUCACUCAUCAUGACCGAUCCGAAUCCGAUCCUCAACAGGUGCAUAUUUCGCUGGCCGGGAAAGAUCACAUGAGAGUUAGUUGGGUUACAGAGAACAAACAUGUCAGAUCAAAUGUAGAAUAUGGAAAAGAACCAGGGAAAUAUAAUGAAAUGGCAACAGGAGAGAACACUUCAUAUCGUUACUUCUUUUAUAGUUCAGGAAGGAUACAUCAUGUAAAGAUUGGUCCAUUGGAACCAAAUACUACAUAUUACUACAGAUGUGGAGGUUCUGGCCCUGAAUUCUCUUUCAGAACACCUCCUGACUUUUUUCCUAUUGAAUUUGCUGUCGUUGGUGAUUUAGGACAAACAGAAUGGACUAAAUCAACUUUAGAAUAUGUUGGAAGUCGCGACUAUGAUGUAUUUUUAUUACCCGGAGAUUUAUCUUACGCGGACAGUCAACAACCGUUGUGGGACUCAUUCGGCCGGCUAGUGGAGCCAUAUGCUAGCCAACGGCCAUGGAUGGUGACCGAAGGGAACCAUGAGAUUGAAAUUUUCCCAAUUAUAUAUCCACAUGGGUUCAAGUCCUAUAAUGCAAGAUGGCUAAUGCCAUUUGAAGAAAGUGGUUCAACCUCAAAUUUGUACUACUCAUUUGAAGUUGCUGGUGCUCAUAUUAUAAUGUUAGGGUCGUACACGGAUUUUGAUGCUAAAUCAGAUCAGUACACGUGGCUUGAUGCUGACUUGGCAAAAAUUGAUAGGAAAAAGACACCAUGGGUUAUUGUGUUAUUGCAUGCCCCUUGGUACAAUACCAAUACUGCCCAUAAAGGAGAAGGAGAGGAAAUGAGAAAAGCUAUGGAAGAAAUUUUGUAUAAAGCAAGAGUUGAUGUGGUUUUUGCUGGGCAUGUUCAUGCUUAUGAAAGAUUUACUCGAAUUUAUAACAAUAAACCCGAUCCAUGUGGACCAGUUUAUAUAACCAUAGGUGAUGGAGGAAAUCGUGAAGGGCUUGCAUUAUUGUUUGAGAAUCCAGCUUCUCCUCUCUCUCUAUUUCGGGAACCAAGCUUUGGGCAUGGAAGAUUCAGAAUAUUGGAUAAUGAGCAUGCGCACUGGUCAUGGCAACGCAACGAUGAUUCUGAUUCUUUUGAAGCUGAUGAGGUCUGGUUGGAUAGUUUAAGCUCAUCAAAAGCAUGUUGGAAAAAUUUCGUAGAAAAGGAGGAAGACCCAUCUUCAUCUUCUUCUGCUAAUGAUGAACUUUAAUUAACCUGUACGGUAACUUAUGAUCUUUCUUUGAUGACCAAAUAUUAGUUGAAUCGAUACUUUUGUAAUUGCUUAAUUAGUUAUGUUGACAAGCCAGAUAUUAUUUCUUGGCUUUGUACUGUGAUUUUGAAGCCUCUGAACCAUGGUUAGAGAAGCUUCUCAAACUUAGUAUUCAUGGGUGACAAGUGCUAGAAAUUGGUGCUUGGUGGAGAAGAAGCUGCUAGAAAGUAAGGAUUUGUGAUAAAAUGCGUUCAACUUUGUUUUUCUGGUAUUAUGUAAUUACCCUUAAUAGAAUUAUCAUUUCUGGUUGAAUUGUUAUUCUCUUAUUUCUUUUAUUUUA